Aspergillus pseudoviridinutans is the source of this 339-nucleotide messenger RNA. RefSeq lists its product as uncharacterized. The transcript has a single exon. The record is from RefSeq and is a predicted model, not a curated record. Bases 1 to 339 code for a protein of 112 amino acids. Lineage: Eukaryota; Fungi; Ascomycota; Eurotiomycetes; Eurotiales; Aspergillaceae.
AUGGCGUUCAGGCGCGGCAUCUUUCCUCUCUAUGCGAACAUCCAUCAUGGAAUAAUAGCCCGCCAACACGGACUCCGCAGAUGCCCUCAACCCAUCGCAUCCUUCUCGACCCAAUUUGCUGUCGCAAACAAGCAUGCCAACUCUUCAAAAGGCCAGUCGCAAGGUGCUCCUCCGCAGGAUCCAGAAAUCCCGUCGUUCAGUUUCGACUCUCUGGGUCUGAGCAAGACUACCAAGACCGUUGUCCUCGUCAUUCUCGGUGUCUUUGGUACUAUUGAAAGCUGGUUCUGGGUCCAGACAAUUUGGCGCUGGUGGAAGAGCGACGCUGAAGAAACGAAGUAA